GAAACCUCUGGAGCACGAGGAGUCAGCGUGGGAUUGCAGCACCACGAGAGCUCUUGGAAGGAGCUGUAGAGCACUGCUCAGCAUCACAGCACCAUGAGAGCUCUUGGAAGGAGCUGUGGAGCUCCAUCUCACUGCUGGUGUCAUGUCAAAAAGCAGAGGCACUGCUGAGUUCACUGAGAAUUACAGAGAGGAGAGCAGUGGGCUGAUAGAGCUUAGCUGGGAGGCCUGGGGCUUGGAGCUCAGCCCCAGAACUCUGCACCUGGGACACUGAGCGACCAGGCUGAUGGAUUACCUGCUGGACCUCCCACUUGGAGUCAAGAUCUAUGUGAAGCCCAAGUCUGUCUUCUGCAGGGAAAAGCUGGGGGAAAAGCUUCACUGGCAAUGUCCUUCUUUCAAUCUGGACGAUCCGUACGUCCACCACCUGAACCUGCAAUACAACUGCCUGCAUGACCCCCACCUUCAGGACUACCACAAGCGCAAGGACAUCCUGCGGAUGCUGAAGAGACAGGGCUGCAUCACCAGUGACAACAGUGUGAUUUGCUCUGUGAAGGAGUUCAAUGAGUACAGGCAGUACCUGACCUGGACCAAGCAACAGUCAGAGCAGAUCUUGGGGCAGCAAGAGGAAGGGCUUCCGCCACUUUUGGCCAAAUUAAAGGCUGGUCCCAAACUGCCAGGAACCACUGACACUUCCUGCUGGGCAGAGUGGCAGCCACAGCCUCAGAAACCUUCUUGCCCACCUCCACAGAAGAGCAAAGAGACCCCCCUGAAAUCGAGGAGAUUUAGAAGAGGGAAAGUAGCUUUAGAUGAGGGCCAAACCUACGCCACAGCUGAGCUGGGUCAGGAAGAUGCCAGCAGUGCCACUGACUCCCAGAGGAAGCCGGACAACGCUGCUGACGGCCUCUUUAAAGCUGUCUUUGAGCAGCUGACCACAGCAGAAGCCCAGAGGGUCCAAGAGCUGGUUGAGACUGUUGUGUACAAGGUGUUUGCGAGGCUGAAGGUUCCUCAGGACCAGCGUGUCAACUUUUUACGGAAAACUGCUCAGGGGAUCAGAGAAAGCUUUUUUGGCAGCUCUGUGAGAACAGAACCUGCAGAGACACCUCUAGACCGCCGACAGGAGAUAGAACUGGUGGCCAAGGAGCUUCUAGCAAUGGUGUUGGAGAUCUUGGGGGACCAUCUGGAGUCCAAAGCUUCCGAGCCAGGGAGGGCCGCCAGGAGGAAGGAGCAGCCUGUUGAUGGAGAAACCACCCAAGCAGACAAAUCCAAGGACGCUGAAACAGACAGAGCACGUUUACACGCUUGCCUUGACAAUCUCACCACCCAAGUUGUUAAGAAUGUUCACUGCCUCUUGAAAUCCAUGAUAGCUUUUCAGUUUGGAGGAGAUUCCAGCUGUGAGUACACCGAAAUCCUGAAGCUUUCCAAGGGUAAGGUCUCCAACAGACAAAUGCAGCCAGGAUUCCCUGGGGCAUCCAAAGAAGAGAGCCAGGAAUCAAGCACAGGAGUAAAGCUGCCUGCCUUAGGACCACAGCUCCAUGCAAAACCGACUGGAUAUGCCAAAACCAUGGAGCCUGAGAAUCCUGCAAUGGUGAAGGGGAGCUUUGUGAGAGAAAGGAAUCCAGCAACCUCAGGCAACACUUUGGACAUAGGGACCAUGGCAAAUUGGAUUGUUCAGUCUGUGUUGGGGCAUGUUGUUCGGCAUAGGCAUGCACCAACCUGCAGACAGCAUUUUCAAUGACCUGUCCCAAACCCAGCCACAUCCAAAGGCGGAGAGGAGAGCUGUGCUGCUGAGGACACUCUCCCCUCCUUGGACCCACAGUUUUCCCGACAGCCCAUCCCUCCAGAGGAUCCGAAGCCUCCUGCCCAGGCCAGAGCAUGGUGCAGAUCAGUGCGCCUAAAGUUCAUCUGAGGCGAGUGAGGCAUGUGGCAGGAGAGCUAAAGGGCCUCUAGACAGCAAACCUCACACCUCUGUUCCAUCAAUAAAGUGUUUACUCCUAA
Passer domesticus (house sparrow) is the source of this 1992-nucleotide messenger RNA. RefSeq lists its product as uncharacterized. The transcript is spliced from 5 exons. Bases 284 to 1732 code for a protein of 482 amino acids. The record is from RefSeq and is a predicted model, not a curated record. Lineage: Eukaryota; Metazoa; Chordata; Aves; Passeriformes; Passeridae.